AUGGGGAAGUGGCUGCUUGGGAUUGUGCGUGGCUGCUGUGGGGCCCUUCUGCUGCUGGCCUGCUUGCGGCAGCAGCAGGUGGAGAGCGCGCAGAUCCGUGUGGCUGCCCGUCCUGCUCCCCUCCCCAGCCUUGCCUUUGCCCCUGGGGAGCUUCUCCGCGGGCAGCCGGCUUUAGGAGCUCCUGAGGCUUCCAGUUCUGCUGCUGCUGUAUUUCCUGCUGCAGCAGCAGCAGGCCAUCGCAGGCCGGCUGCCACGCGCGGCUACGCAGCGCAAACGGGGGGCCCCGAGAGGGCCCCUUACCCCUUUCAGGAAGUGGAGCAAAAGUGGGUACAGUACUAUGCUAAGAGAAGUGCAGAGUACUCGCCGCCUCUGCCGCCCCCACCGCGUCCCAGGGGGGCCCCACACGCAGCAGCUGACGAGAAAGGCAGCAACAGCAAACCCAACAAGUUUUAUGUCCUCUCUAUGAUACCUUACCCGUCGGGCAGAGGCCUCCACAUUGGCCACUGCUACACGUACACUCUUGCAGACGUCGCUGCGCGCUACCACCGCUUGCGGCUGCGCGCUCUGCUGCACAAGGAGCAGCAGCAACAGCGGCAGCAGCAGCAGCAGCAUCAGCCUCUUUCUGAAGCAGCGUCUGGGACCCGGCAGGGCCCUGAAGAAAGCGAACUGGACCAUCCUCUUCAGCCGCCGGUGCUGCAUGCAAUUGGCUGGGACUCGUUUGGGUUGCCGGCUGAGCAGCAUGCGCGGGAGAGGGGUGAGCCCCCAGCCUCUGUGGUGCAGGCAAACAUUGACACCUUCAGGCGGCAGCUGCAGCGGCUGGGACUCAGCGUAGACUGGAGAAGAGAAAUAAACACCAGCAGCCCCGAAUACUACAAGUGGACCCAGUGGGUCUUCCUGAAGAUGUUCAAGUCAGGGCUGGCCUACGAGGCGGAGGCUGAGGUCAACUGGUGCCCCGCCUUGGGUACUGUGCUUGCGAAUGAGGAGCUGACUGCUGACGGCCUGAGUGAACGCGGGCGCUUUCCUGUGGAGCGCCGGCUGCUGCGCCAGUGGCACUUGAAGCUUCGGGCGUACUCUGAGCAGCUGCUUGCAGGGCUGUCUGCCUUGGCCUGGCCGGCGGAGGUCCUGCAGAUGCAGCGCAACUGGAUAGGCAAAGCAGUGUACUUUCGCCUCAGCCUCCCUGUGGCGCAGCGAGGCUCCUCGCCCUUAGCCACGCAGCCCUCGCACAUACCUUGCCUGCUGUUAUCUCCUGACAGCUUGCCCAGUUGCACCGGCGUAGCGGUGCACCCAAAGCACCCGCUGGUUGCGCAGCUGGGGAACAGUGGGAACGAUAGACUAACAAUAGAGAAGUACAUGAGAGACGAAGUGCGGAAAGGAGCAGUGAGUGGCGUCCAUACGGGACUCUAUGUACAGAACCCGCUAACGAACCACCGAAUGCCUGUCGUCGUGACAGACAUUAUGGGACGGCUGCCCGAGUUCGGGCUGCAGUUGACUGAGGCGGAUGCUCUCCUCCUCUCCCCUUCCCAGCAGCCCUUCGCGGCGCCGCUGGCUGCUGCAGGUUUGCUGGCUCUUAACCCUGCAUUCCCGCCUUCUCAACAUUUGGAUUUUGAGGGGCCUCUGGGGGCCCCCCAGCCUCAGGGAGGCUUGGGAGGCGACGAGGAACAGGCGGAGGAAGCAAAGGCCCAGGCCUUGGAAUGGCUUGAGUCGAGUAGUUGCAGCAAAAAGGUGGUUCGGUACCGGCUAAGAGACUGGGUCUUCAGCCGUCAGAGGUACUGGGGAGAGCCCAUCCCCGUGAUGCGCGUCUUCCACAAGCGCCGCAGCAGCACCAGAAAAGAAGAUGACGUGGGCACAGGUGAAGCUGCUGGGCAGGCGCUUUGCCCCCACGCCGCAGCGGAGGAGACAGGCAGUAUUGUUCCUCUUUCUGAUGCAGACCUGCCAUUGAUACUCCCGCCUUUUCGGCCAGCUGUCAGCAGCGGCCCCUACACAGGAGCAGCAGCAGCAGCAAGAGGCGCUCCUGUCGCAUCUACUGCUGAAGACAGCUGCAUUGUUCCGUCUGUAAAUAACAUACCCAGGAAGAGGGCGGCAGCUGAGGCUUCAGAGACUGUAGCGGCGCUCGGCCACUACAGGGACUGGGUAUUGGGGGGCGGCUCUUCACAGAGUGGACCUAAACAGCAAAGUGGCCCUCUGAAAAGCCCUCAAGAAGAAUCUAGUCAAGACUCUGUAGGAGGCUCUUUCCUGGCUAGAGAGACAAGUACCAUGCCUCAGUGGGCGGGGAGCAGUUGGUACCAUUUGCGGUUCCCCGACCCCCACAACGAGGAGGCCCUCGCCAGGCCUUCUUUAUUGCAAUACUGGUUGCCAGUUGACUUGUACGUGGGAGGCAAGGAGCACGCAGUGACGCACCUCAUAUACGCAAGAUUUUGGCAUAAGUUUCUCAGAGAUAUCGGCGCUGCUUCCGGUGAAGAACCCUUCAAGUGCCUGCUUACUCCAGGCAUCAUUUUGGGGACUCCUCGCCACUUUUUGCUGCGCCGCACUGACACUGGGGCCCCCGUAGGAGCAGCAGACGUGGAUUUGGCCCCCACAGCUGCUGCGCUUCUCACGGCAAACCCAGCAGCCUCAGCAGCAACGAGCCUUGUGGAUGCGGCCCCUGCUGCAGCAAAAGAUGCUGCUGCGGCAGCACGAGUAGUCUGUGGCACCCACAGGCCCUCGGGGACUGCAGUUUUUGCAGAGGCUCUUCCUGCCGACUCUCCAACUAUCAAGCAAACGAGCCCGGGUACGUGGGUCUUUGUUAACUCAGAACAAUCACAGCAAUGGACGCAGAGCCAGCAGCACCCAGUAGUGGCAGCAGAGGGUGCAGUGGCAGCUCCUUCCUUAGGAACAAAACCAACAGCAAGGCCAGAAGCAGCGCCACCAGAGCUAGCACGCCACCCUUCAGCAGCAGCAGCGGCAGAAGUGGCCCCAAGUACUCAGGAAGCUCCUGUCCAGUUGCUGACUCUUUGCGAAAAGAUGUCGAAAUCGAAAGGCAACGCAGUGUCUCCCGACAAGGUGCUAGAGGCUUACGGUGGGGAUGUGCUUCGCAUACACCUCAUGGCCUUGGGCCCGGUGCCCUCUACAAAAGUAUGGAGAGAAGAGGGAAUUUCAGGCGCCACCCGCCUACUAAGUCGCAUUUGGAAUUUGCUCAUAUCUCCUCUUGGCCCGUCAAUUAAACCCUUAUUCAGUUCUGAGUCAUCCCAACAGGACCCAACAAGACGUUCCUGUGGCUUGAAAGAGGUCUCAGGAGGCCCCAGGGAACAGACUGGAGGUCCACGAGGAGGGAUUUUGGACCCCAAGAACGCUCCUACAGGCCUACAGGGAGAGUGCCCCCAAAGAACUACAGAGGACCUCCCAACAGGGCUCCACAGUUCAUUUGAAUGCUCUGGAGUCCCCCGCGGAUCAGGAGGAGCGGGCCCUGAGGCAGUUUAUGCGGGUCGACUGCGGGGUGUAUCAAUGAAAAAUAUGUCUGAAGGGGAGAGGAAGCUUUUGGCUCCUCUGGUGGCGAACGUAACGCGCAGUCUAGAACGCAUGCAAGUGAACCGUGCAGUGGCGGCUCUAAUGGCGGGUAGCCGGCAUCUGCAACAGCAGCAACAGCGUCAAGGAGGUACUUUGUCCGUCAGCUGCGUCAAAACCCUGCUGACGCUGCUGCACCCAGUGGCCCCCUUCAUAACCGAAGAGCUGUGGAAGCGCCUAGCAGCAGAAUAUCCCGCUGCUUUCGCCUUUCCAGGGUGGACCCUUGCAGCCUCAGGCGAGUGGCCAACAACCGAGGGCGAAGAAUUCGAGAAAGAAAAAACUGCGGAAAACAGCCGGAAAGUUCAGGUAUCUGUGCAGUUCAACGGUCGGCACAGGCUCUCUGUGCCGCUCUCCGUGACAGAGAUGAGCACACCUAGCGAUCUUUUCGAAACGGUAAGACGGUUCUCCUUGGUGCAGCAGCGGCUGCAGCUCGAAAAUGACAGGGGCAAAGCCCUUUCUCGGGUUAUAUCGAAGCCCGAGGCCUGUUUGGUGAAUUUCAUCUUUGGCUAA
Molecule: messenger RNA, 4050 nt
Organism: Eimeria tenella
Lineage: Eukaryota; Apicomplexa; Conoidasida; Eucoccidiorida; Eimeriidae
Product: leucyl-tRNA synthetase, putative
Exons: 3
Coding region: 1-4050 (1349 amino acids)
Biological process (GO): leucyl-tRNA aminoacylation
Molecular function (GO): aminoacyl-tRNA deacylase activity; leucine-tRNA ligase activity; ATP binding
Source: RefSeq, a predicted model, not a curated record